Messenger RNA from Haliotis rufescens (red abalone), 1548 nucleotides. Its product is annotated as alpha-L-fucosidase-like. Gene Ontology annotation, molecular function: alpha-L-fucosidase activity. Gene Ontology annotation, cellular component: lysosome. Bases 40 to 1425 code for a protein of 461 amino acids. The record is from RefSeq and is a predicted model, not a curated record. The transcript has 8 exons. Gene Ontology annotation, biological process: fucose metabolic process; glycoside catabolic process. NCBI's taxonomy places the organism in Eukaryota, Metazoa, Mollusca, Gastropoda, Lepetellida, Haliotidae.
AGCUUCAACAGCGGAUAGUCGAAGGUAUCUUUCUCCAAGAUGAAGAGGCUCCUUGAAGGCUCUCUGCUUUUUGCCUUUGUCUGCCUGUGUGUAGCAACACCAACAGCAAAGGACAAAGCAAAAUUCACUCGAUAUGAACCUAACUGGGCUUCUAUAGAUUCUAGACCUCUGCCAGCAUGGUACGAUGAAGCCAAACUUGGAAUCUUCAUUCACUGGGGUAUCUUUUCCGUGCCCAGUUAUGGUUCUGAGUGGUUCUGGUGGCUCUGGCAAGGGCAGAAGGUUCCAGACGUUGUUGCUUUCAUGAAAGACAAUUACCGACCAGACUGGACAUAUGCAGAUUUUGCCAGGGAUUUUACAGCUGAGUUUUUUGAUCCAGUACAGUGGGCCAACAUCUUCAAUGCAUCUGGUGCACAAUAUGCUGUGUUAGUCAGCAAGCAUCAUGAAGGUUUCUGCAACUGGCCAACGAAUGUCUCCUUCAACUGGAACUCCCAGAUGCUUGGACCCAACAGAGAUCUCGUGGGCGAACUAGCAGCAGCGAUACGAGGAAACACUAACAUCCGCUUUGGUCUGUACCACUCCCUGUUUGAAUGGUUCCAUCCCCUGUACCUUCAAGACAAGGCCAACAACUUUUCUACAUCACGCUUUGUUGAUGAGAAGACAAUUCCUGAGUUGAUAGAGAUUAGCGAGAAGUACAAGCCUGAAGUAAUUUGGUCUGACGGUGACUGGGAGGCACCUUCCUCCUACUGGAAAUCUGCAGAAUUUCUGGCCUGGCUAUAUAAUGAAAGUCCCACCAAGGACUCUGUGGUGACCAACGACCGAUGGGGAAAAGAUGCCACAUGUCAUCACGGAGGUUUCCUCACCUGCAUGGACAGAUACAACCCAGGAACACUACAGCCCCGUAAGUUUGAGAAUGCCAUGACAAUAGACAAAAAGUCAUGGGGUUUCCGGCGUAAUGCUGAUCUGGCAGCCUACCUCAACAUGGAAGAAAUCUUAAGUACAUUUGCCGAGACCAUCAGUUGUGGAGGCAACAUGCUCAUCAAUGUAGGGCCAACCAAAUACGGUAUGAUCAGUGCACUCUAUGAGGAAAGACUGCGCCAACUAGGCGGAUGGUUGAGCGUAAAUGGAGAGGGCAUCUAUUCCACAAAACCAUGGACCUCCCAGAAUGACACAGUGACCAAAGGAAUCUGGUAUGUACAGAAGCAGAGCAAUGUCUAUGCCAUUGUACUGAACUGGCCGGAUGCAGAGCUUCAGCUCGGGGCACCCAAGACAACUGCAGCCACUACAGUCAGUUUGCUCGGAUAUGACGGUAACUUCAGCUUUCAAGAACGAGCCGGAGGGGGCAUAACCAUACAGAUUCCUCCAAUCCCCGUCAACAAAAUGCCAUGUGAAUGGGCAUGGAUCUUCAAACUUACUGCACUUCAAUAGACUAGAUACUAGUAUGCCAACUGGUUCUUGCUAUUGUUGUGUAUAGAUUUCAUGUACAGAUGUGAACAUAUUAUCCUCAAAAUGUAUAUACAGAGCUACUGAAAUAAAAUAUUUUGAAAAUAA